Messenger RNA from Cololabis saira (Pacific saury), 543 nucleotides. It is a transcript of the gene erg28, whose product is annotated as ergosterol biosynthesis 28 homolog. NCBI's taxonomy places the organism in Eukaryota, Metazoa, Chordata, Actinopteri, Beloniformes, Belonidae. Gene Ontology annotation, cellular component: membrane; endoplasmic reticulum. The transcript has 4 exons. Gene Ontology annotation, molecular function: protein-macromolecule adaptor activity. The coding region runs from base 50 to 478 and encodes 142 amino acids. The record is from RefSeq and is a predicted model, not a curated record.
AGUUCGUUUGUCUGGUUGUAUUGAUUGUUCCCGGAGGAUUAGAGCGAGGAUGAUGAGUCUGAACGUCCUGCGGAGCUGGUUGGUGAUGGUGUCCGUCAUCGCCGUGGGGAACACGGUGCAGAGUUUCAGAGACCACAGCUUCCUGUCAGAGAAGCUCUACACGGGCACUCCGCAGUUUGUGAAUGGCCUGCAAGCUCGAACAUUUGGGAUCUGGACGUUCCUGUCGUCCAUCAUUCGUUGUGCCUGUGCCAUUGAUAUCCAGAACAGAACGCUCUAUCACAUCACCUUAUGGACAUUUGUACUGGCGUUGGGCCAUUUUCUCUCUGAAGCCUUCAUCUACAAAACUGCCCCGCUGACUAUUGGAGUCAUGGCACCACUCAUUGUUGCAAGUAUUUCUAUCAUAGGAAUGCUCUUUGGAUUCCAGUGUUUAACAGAGACUCAAGAAGAAGUGGGAGCACGACAGAAGAAGAGGAACUAGUAUUAUACUGUGUGUGUGUGUGUGUGUGUGUGUGUGUGUGUGUGUGUGUGUGUGUGUGUGUGUGU